CUGGCUGGGUUGGACAUUUCAUAACCUUAGUCCCCGGGGAAAGCAGGGACGGCCAGAAGGACAGCACUUUGACAGGGUCCAGGAUGGAUGCCUUCGAGAACACAGUGCAGCGGCUGCGGGAGGCCUUCAGCUCAGGACGGACACGGCCGGCCGCAUUCCGGGUGGCGCAGCUGGAGGGCCUGGGCCGCUUUCUCCGGGAAAACAAGCAGCAGCUGCAGGAUGCUCUGGCCCAGGACCUGCAGAAGUCAGCCUUUGAGUCAGAGGUGUCUGAGAUCGCCAUUAGCCAGAGCGAGGUGGACUUGGCCCUCAGGAACCUUCGGGCCUGGAUGAAGGACCAGAAGGUGCCCAAGAACCUGGCCACGCAGCUAGACUCAGCCUUCAUCCGGAAGGAGCCCUUCGGCCUGGUGCUCAUCAUCGCCCCCUGGAACUACCCCCUGAACCUGAUCCUGGUGCCCCUGGUGGGGGCCAUCGCAGCAGGGAACUGUGUGAUGCUGAAGCCGUCAGAGAUCAGCAAGAGCAUUGAGAAGAUCUUGGCCCAGGUGCUGCCCCGCUACCUGGACCAGAGUUGCUUUGCUGUGGCACUGGGUGGACCUGAGGAGACAACGCGGCUGCUGGAACACAGAUUCGACUACAUCUUCUUCACAGGGAGUCCUCGUGUAGGCAAGAUUGUCAUGGCUGCUGCUGCCAAACACCUGACGCCCGUCACCCUGGAGCUGGGGGGCAAGAACCCCUGCUAUGUGGAUGACAACUGUGACCCUCAGACUGUGGCCAACCGCCUGGCUUGGUUCCGCUACUUCAACACCGGCCAGACCUGCGUGGCUCCUGAUUACGUCCUGUGCAGCCAGGAGAUGCAGGAGCGGCUGGUGCCGGCCUUGCAGAAUGCCAUCACUCGUUUCUAUGGCGACGACCCCCGGAGCUCCCCCAAUCUGGGCCGUAUCAUCAGCCAGAAACAUUUCAAGCGGCUUCAGGGACUGCUGCGCUGUGGCCGCGUGGUCAUUGGUGGUCAGAGUGAGGAGAACAAUCUGUACAUUGCACCCACAGUGCUGGUGGAUGUGCAGGAGACGGAGCCGGUGAUGCAGGAGGAGGUCUUCGGGCCCAUCCUGCCCCUGAUGACUGUGAGAAGCCUGGACGAAGCCAUCGACUUCAUCAACCAUCGGGAGAAGCCUCUGGCCCUGUAUGCCUUCUCUAACAACAGCCAGGUGGUCAAACAAGUGCUGGCUCGGACCAGCAGCGGGGGAUUCUGUGGGAAUGACGGCUUCAUGCACUUGACCCUGGCCAGCCUGCCCUUUGGAGGAGUGGGUACCAGUGGGAUGGGCAGUUACCAUGGCAAAUUCUCCUUUGACACCUUCUCGCACCACCGCGCCUGCCUGCUGCGCAGCCCUGGGAUGGAGAAGAUCAAUGACUUUCGCUACCCACCCUACUCACCAAGAAACCUGAGGGUGCUUCUGAUGGCCAUGGAGGAACGCAGCUGCAGCUGCACGCUGCUUUAAGUCUGUGGGCAUUAAGUGCUCCCCCGACCCCAGCUGCUGCAGAUGCAGCCUGUGUCCAGGGCACAAGGACACAGAGCAGCCUGCUCAGCCCAGAGCAAUGCCUGCCUUCCUUCCCCUCGGGGUCCCCUCUUUGGACUUUCAGCCACCCCCCAACUAUGCUGAGUGGGAACAUGGGACAGGUGUGCAGAGACAGUGACCUGUUCCCUUCCCACCUCCAGACACCCAUGUCCUAGGAGAAGAGAAGCAACAGAGGAGUCCUGGCAUCUGUCACACCUUGGAAUCUGUGUGACUGUGCCAUCUCUGUCUCUUCUAAGCCUCAGUUUCCCCAGCUGUACACCUGAGGUGAUGAACAACUUAUACUUCCUGAGACUGUAUGAUGAUUAAAUCAGGGAGGUGCAGA
Molecule: messenger RNA, 1890 nt
Organism: Octodon degus (degu)
Lineage: Eukaryota; Metazoa; Chordata; Mammalia; Rodentia; Octodontidae
Product: aldehyde dehydrogenase family 3 member B1
Exons: 10
Coding region: 84-1490 (468 amino acids)
Biological process (GO): aldehyde metabolic process
Cellular component (GO): cytoplasm
Molecular function (GO): aldehyde dehydrogenase (NAD+) activity
Source: RefSeq, a predicted model, not a curated record